GGUGUCGGCACCAGAACCGAAAACUCUCCAAAAACCCAUGGCUACCGAGAAUGCCUCCUGCAUUCACAGAGGGAGUCGGAGAACGUGACUUGUGAGGGGAUCCCGACCGCAAUUAUUUUGAGGAAGUCACCGAACGGAGGAUGAGGUGAUACGAAUCCUGUGAGGGACUAGAUAUUCGUUUUCCGCCGAACCAAGAUGCUUAGAGUCGUGCUGUCAGUCCGUUGGACAUCCCGAAGAGGCUUGAGCAGUCAUGAAGCCACCUCUAGGUUUUUGGAGUUUUUCGAGGGGAGGCAGCACGCCGUAGUUCCGUCAAGUCCUCUGUUGGCCCCACCAGAGACAGGUCUGCUAUUCACCAACUCCGGAAUGAAUCAGUUCCACCGAAUUCUCUCCGGCUACGAGGCUCCCGUAGUGAAGCGGGUGGCUUCCCUGCAAGAUUGCGUGAGAGUCGGCGGGAAACACAACGACCUCUCGGAAGUCGGACUCGAUGGACACCAUCAUACUUUCUUCCAAAUGCUGGGCAAUUGGUCCUUCGGUGAUUAUUUCAAGGAUGAAGCGUGCGGCCUCGCGUUGGAGCUGCUCACUGUCUGCUAUGGAUUGAGGAAAGAUGAUCUGGUUGUGACCCAUUUCGGGGGUGAUGCGGAUCUUGGACUUCCGUGUGACUUUGAAACAAGAGAUAUCUGGCUGAGACUUGGUUUCCCCGAGAGAGCCGUUCUGGCGAAAGGCGUUCGCGACAAUUUCUGGGAAAUGGGCAAGACAGGUCCCUGUGGUCCCUGCACAGAAAUUCAUGUGGUUGUCGACGGACAAUUGAGAGAGAUCUGGAAUCUGGUUUUCGUCCAAUACAACAGGUUGUCCGAUGGGAGCUUACGACCACUCGAAACGCCCUUCGUGGACACCGGGAUGGGGCUCGAACGGCUCUGUGCGCUUCUGCAAGGAAAAUCGUCGAACUACGAUACGGACCUCUUCAGGCCGAUGAUCCAAUACUUGGAGAAGACGAGCGGCAAAACUUACGGAGGCUCCUUCACCAGUCUCGAAGACUGUGCUUUCCGAUUGGUGGCCGAUCAUGGUCGAAUGGCGGCAAAAUCCAUCGACCAGGGAAUUCUCCCUGAUCACGUCGAUGCAGGGAACAAACUGCGUCAGGUGAUCCGUCGCGCGACUCACGCUGCCCGCGACCGACUCAGACUUCAACCCGGGGUGGUCAGCAACACGUGCGCGAUAGCUGCUGAAUCCUUGAAACUCGAAAAUAUCGAUCGUAUCAAGAGUAUAGUCGAUGAAGAGGAAAGACGCUACAUAGUGAUGCUGAAGAAAGCCGACGGCUACCUCAAGGAGGAGGAUGGAGUAGAAACUUUGAGCGGGACGACAGCCUGGAAAUUGUACCAGCUUUGUGGGCUCCCCAAAGACAACAUUGUAGACAUCUGCUCCCAACGCGGAAUCAAGGACAUAGACUGGGCUCAAUUCGAUCAGCAUCUCGAAGAUUUCAAGCGGAAAUCCGUGGGACCAAAUGUCCUUGCGAAAUUCAACCUUCCAAAACACAUCGACUCUGUAACGAAGCGGAAGCUCCCGGUCACCGACUACUCAGCUGUCUAUUGCAACCGAUUUGAGAUGCAUUCGGAAAUACUUUACGCAGGGCAAGAGGGUCCUGACUGCGUCGUCGUGACACGCGAAACAUGUUUCUACCCAGAAAGUGGUGGUCAAGUAUCCGACGUUGGCACUCUCUGCUCCAGCGGGUCGGAGAGUGAAGUGGUCAGAGUGGUGAAAGUCGGAGAAUAUUUAUAUCAUCUGUGUAGCGGUAGAGCUCCACUAGAACACUCGUCAGUUGAAAUGAAGGUCGACGUGUCCAGACGGAGGAAUUGUACUCAGCAUCACACGGCCGUACAUCUGCUCAAUGCGGCCUUAAAGGAACAGCUCGGAGCCGGCGCUGUACAGAGAAGUUCUUUGGUCGACGGAGAGCAUUUUCGUCUAGAAAUCGCAUCACGUUCUGCGGUGGAUGUGAAGUCGGCAGAAGACUUCAUAAACAAUGCGAUCAAGCUCAACCACGCUGUCAAGUGGGAGGAGGUCGAGAGAGAGAUCAUUAUGAACGAUUCGAGCAUCAUCAAGCUCCCAAACGAGGUCUAUCCCGCGAAAGUUCGCCUCGUCCAAUGCGGCGAUGUCUCGAAGGAACCUUGCUGCGGAACGCAUGUCAAUUCCACGGGAGAAAUCCCUCCUGUAGUGAUCGUCGGUUCUCGGUCCGCUGGAGCGAAUGUGAAAAUAGUGAGAGCCACUGCGAGUCGGGCGCAUGUCGCGCGGGCUAAUGCCGCGAAAGUUCAUCAAGAGGUCGAACAGCUGGAAAAAGAUUCGGAAUCGCUCUCGGAUGAUUAUCGGGAAAUCCAAGCAGCAUCCACGCGGGUACGGGCCCUGAGGAAUUUCAUCGCGGCCGAAUUGAUGCCUCACCUGGAUACGACAAAAUCAUUGAUGCGUUUGGAAAGGAUCGAUGCCCGCGUCGUGAAGCUGACGAGACAGAACAGCAAGAGAAUAGAGCCGGAGAUCAGGGCUCGUCUGGAUAGAAUAACGGGACAGCCGGCUGUGGGCAGCAUAAGCUUCGAUUGUGACGAGAGUGUCGUCCGAAAAACGAUGAAGGAGCGCGGGACAUCCUCCUUCGUAAUCCUCGAGUCCUGCGGUAGAGUUCACGUCUUGUGCAGGGUCACGCAAUCGGAAUCGUUCACCGCCAAAAGAUGGGUCGCCUCCUUCAUGGAGACAAUCGGCCCUUGUGAUGUACAUGCUCACAGAGAAACCGAUUUCGUCGCCGAGCUUUGCAUGGAUCCAGUCCUACCGCUCGAGCAGCUGGAGCAUGCAGCGAGAGCCGUCUCGGAGAAACUCAAGGCGGACUGAUGACGGUCCAGCGAGUAGAUGGACAGGGGAAGAGACAAUAAAUGGAUGGAAGGCUU
Molecule: messenger RNA, 2921 nt
Organism: Galendromus occidentalis (western predatory mite)
Lineage: Eukaryota; Metazoa; Arthropoda; Arachnida; Mesostigmata; Phytoseiidae
Product: alanine--tRNA ligase
Exons: 17
Coding region: 196-2865 (889 amino acids)
Biological process (GO): alanyl-tRNA aminoacylation
Cellular component (GO): cytoplasm; mitochondrion
Molecular function (GO): nucleic acid binding; aminoacyl-tRNA deacylase activity; ATP binding
Source: RefSeq, a predicted model, not a curated record